This is a messenger RNA of Cololabis saira (Pacific saury), 4578 nucleotides long. RefSeq names its product chromosome 5 C15orf39 homolog (gene prmt2ip). Bases 209 to 4330 code for a protein of 1373 amino acids. The record is from RefSeq and is a predicted model, not a curated record. Lineage: Eukaryota; Metazoa; Chordata; Actinopteri; Beloniformes; Belonidae. The transcript is spliced from 4 exons.
GUGAAGAAAACCAGCCGUGGUUAGGCUGCGGGCACCAGACGGUUGGUUGCGGGCCAGCUGCUGCUAAUCAAAAGCAUUUGAUGUAGGGAUCCUCAGCAGGUGUGACUGCCUCAUGCAAAAGCAGACGUUUUGGCAGUUUGCUGUUUGCUGGUCGGGACGUUCAAAUAUCUGGAGCCACAUCAGUGCACCGUCGUAAAGUUACCACAGGAUGAGCCGCCAUCCAGCGCAGACGCUCGCAGACCCAGCGCUCCGAAGCAACAUGCCCUUAUUUGAUGGGACGGCAGCAUCUUCAGGACUGUUAAAACCCCCAACUGUGCCUGGCUUCCUGGGGAAGCAGACGCUGCAGUACAAUGGGGCCUAUUUUACAUAUGACCCCAGAGGAAAAGAUGGCGCGGGAUUCACCCAAGAUUGGAGUAAAUCAAAGAUGGCUCAGAUGGAUGACAGAAGUCCCGUGCGUCCCCUUUCUGGCAUGCAAAGGCAAAACCACGUGAUGUGCAGGCAAGACGCUGCCGCUGCUGCAGAGGAAGGCCGUUCUCAUCCUUCUCCCAUGUGCCACCCACCAGCAAAACAGGGUUUCACGUUUUACAGUAAAAGUCCUGAGAUCAGCAGUCCGGCAGUUGCUACAUCGGUAGCGUCGGUGGCUGUUAGAAAACAAAAACUCGGAGCCGAGGACCCCUCGCCUCCAUCCCCAAGCCCACUUUACCUGGCAAUUCCUAAAGCGGUUUACGGACACCACCCCUGCUGUAAUGAUCUGGGCUGUGCGAUGGGGCAACGGUUCGGCGCGCGCCACGGAGACCACGUCUCCCAGAGGACGCCCAACGCCGUCUAUGAGCACGACUGGCUGCAGAUGACUGCGCACUAUGAAAAACCACCUGUUCAGAGGAAGGAAGCGCUGCUGCAACAGAGAAGCUUGCAGUUGGAGCGUGGGGCAGAGCAACUGAAGAGGAUGACCAUGGAGCCGUACGGCCCGGGCGGGCCAAACUACGCCAGUUACCCCUGUGCCCCGACUCGGACGCUGUUUGGCCCUUUAAGUGAGCAUGGCCAGCAUUUACAGACUUCUCCCCCGGGCUACCCCGGCUUGUACAGCUCCCAUCCCACGUAUGAGCAGAUGACCUCAGAGCUUUAUCAGGAACGUUCUCCCAUGUCCAAAUAUGGCCAGUUAACACAGCACCCAGUGUUUUACUACUCCCAGGCUAACGGGGAGGUAGAAAACAGGCAGUGUAAAGAUAGUGGCAGUAAGCAGGGGGAAAAUGUCUCCCUUCUUCAUAAACGUAUAAUCCCCAAACCGCUGGAGCAUUACGUCCUGCCUCAGUCAGUUCAUGCUGAAAUUCCUUUGUCUUAUACUGAGAUGUUGCAAAAUCCUUCCUUCAUGCGGGGUUUCGACUAUCCGUAUUACGCAGUUCCAAGAUUUCAUUUAAAUGCAAGCCAAAUCAGAGCUUCCUUAGAGAGGCAACAUUCAUCCCCUGCGUCUCACCCGAGUCACAUAAAAGUUUCCUCACCCAGCCAACAUGUGGAUCUCCCUACAGCCAAGGACAAACCCACCAGCAGCUUGCAUGCUGACCAGCUACACAGUUCCUCGCCAUUCCUGCAUUUGGACCAAAGCACCCCGACCAGAUGCGUAAAGCAACCGCCCGUCUCGCCAUCCAGCAUACAGAUGAGCAGAGUUUUUCUCCCUUUCUCCAACCUGUACCGGGACGCCCCCGUCCUUCCUCCAGCUGGCAUCAACAGACUCCUCGACUUUUCCACCUGCAAAGCCCAAGCUAAACAGCCAAAGAGCCUUCCUGUUUCCCAUGCAGCAUGGCAGUCCCAGUCACCCAGCCGCAGUGCAGAGCGAGUGCACGCAGCCGUGCCAAACGGUGCAAAUGCCCGAAAAAUCGUCCAUUCCCCUGUUGUUACAACAGGAAGUAAGCACAAUGGGGUCGUGUCCAAUACAGGAAGCACUGUUAAAAAAAGGAGUCUGAAGAGAAGCAUUUCUCACUCUUCUCCACCUAUCAAAAUCGAAGAGGAGGACAAGGAUGUGUACGAGGUGGAAUUGAGCAGCAAACAACAAAGAGUGGAAAUGGAGACUGUUAAACAAAGACAUAAGAUCAGCUCUCCGCCUAUGCCAGUUAUCGACAACGUCUUCAGCUUGGCACAUUACCAAAUGCACCUGCAGUCCUCAGGAGUGUUAUUUCAAGGCAGAGAGAGAGUGGCGCAGACACCUGAGCAGCAUGAGGACGAUAUCAGGAAGGAUGUGACGGAAAAAAGGCCCGACUACGACGAUCAGCAGCCUGCUCUCAGUCCAGUUUCCAAAGAAACCUCUCUGGAUAGUCGAGCACAGGAGGCUGCAGGUGAGGUCUUUAAACCUCAAAACAUAAAAAUAGAAAAGGACUAUUCAUCCGACGUGGACGACUCUGUCGUGAGCCAAAACGAGGACAGAAGAGUAAUAGUUAAGAUGGAGCCUGAAGAAGCGAGCUCACCUGACAGUGAGCUCGUGUCGUUGAAGGAAAGGUGCGACUCUGAGGAACCUGAAAAAAAGCCCACAAAGGUUUCAGUUGAAAAGGGGAUUUCAUACGAGUGCAACCGCACUGACUCGACCGCACGAGUCGACUCCUCCCCUGCAACGCUGCAUCAGGCCGUCGCCCCUCAACCCACACCGAGCAUUCAGCCCCCUGAGGGCAAAGUGGAUUUCAAGAAUAUCCCUCCCCAUUAUCUUAAACUUUCCACCUACAAGAUUAUCAUCCCUGAUGGCAAGCGAUGCGCCACCGUGGCACUCGCAAAGAAGCCGUGUCCUCAGGCAGUGACUGCCUCGUUGAUGCAAAACCAGGAGCGGGAAACCCCGGUGCGCAAGCACUUCUUGGAGCUGCAUCACUCUCUGUGCAAGCUAAUAUCCAAGUCUGUGUCGGCCUCUUCGGAGCAGGACCUCAAGAACUGGCUGUCUCGGGUGGAAAUAACGGCUCCUGCAUCCAAGUCUAGUAAAGUUGAGAAGGUAAGCUGCUUGCUGGGAGUGAAAGCCAGAGAGGCGUGGCUCAACGAGGAGAUGAGCUCGGCCCUCAGGACCGUUCUCGGGCGGUUGAAGGAGUACACUAGUCAGGAGCGCUGCCCCUUCCCACACGUUAUGAGGACGGGAGCUGUGUUUCUCCCCAUGCUGGUGGUCAAGGAACUGCUGUUUCCCAUGGUGCAAGGCAGCUUCGUGGAUCAGGUCCUGCAACUGCACAAAGUGGAGCUGCGGCCCACUACGCUCUCUGAAGAGAAGAUCCUGAUCCAGCUGCAUAAACGGGCCUGCUCCUCCAGGCUCAGGAGACUCAUGUCACUCAAGCACCUGCCUGACAUCUAUGCAGAUGUGGUCAACCUUCUGUAUUACACCUGCGUCUGCAAACAUCUGGGUUUGAACGUGGAACCUGAUAACGGAGAGCCAGAUGGAGGCCAUGAGGCGUCCAGCGACAGAUCUCCUGCAUUUUCAGACAUCAACGCUUCACCGGUCUCGCCAUCAGAUUGGCAGAGACCAUGUUUGAGCAAAAGAAAAAGCAGGGUGACGAGCAGCUCGAGAUGCACGUUUCUGGAUGACUUCACUGGUGAGGAAGAGGCAGGUGACGAGGAGGAGACGGUUGAAGGUGUCCUGAAAACAUUUGCAGAGAGACAUUCUGACGUCCACGAGACUGAACACGUGGUUCCAGAUCAGGAUCCUUCAACUGCUCCCCAGAGUGCAGAUUCGGAGAGUUCGUGGAUGUGUCCGCUGAUGUUGGACGAGCCGUCACCCGGUGAACAGUGCUCAGAACCGCGGGUCAAAUCCAAGAACUGUUCAGGUGUGAUUCUCAAACUGAGAAAGAUGUUUGGAAAGGGUCUGAAUGGAAAAAAGACUUGCUACCAAGCCGUGUCGGAAUCUGGAGCUGAUGGACCAGGUGCAAGCGGCGAGAGCGACCCCCACGUGACCCCCAAAGCGACCCGCAGGUGGCAGAGACACGGCUUCUCUCACGGCUUAAGACGCCUCGGCGGCUCUUCUAAAAAGAAGCGCACGUCGCUCUUGAAGAUCAAAUACUGUCCCUACUUGUCCGCCCGCCACGGUGCCGAACACAGGAAACGAUGGGUCCUGCGCUCGGCUGUGCAGAGGGUUCGCAGGGCCGCGCGGCUCCGGUACCCGGACCUGGUGGGGAAGAGGGUCCGCCAUCUGUACGAGGAGGCCGACAAAUCAGAAGUGUGGUACAGGGGAGAGGUGCUGCGUGUGCACGAGGAUCACGCCAACCCUCUAAAGACUAUAUACGAGGUCAGGUAUGACAGUGAGCCAGAAUGGAAGUACUACCUGGAACUACUGAUGGACUACAGAAAGGGCUGGCUCAUAAUUGAAGACUAGUUUUCCCACUUUAGUUGGGACGAGACUUGCUGUGUCAAAAAUGAAGCCGGACCGGAUGGUUCUGUAACGAGACCACAUGGACGUUCCAUGCAAGUGACGAGGUGCUUUUGAGGGUGUGUCUGUUUUUGCUCUUCCCAGCACAGGGGAGUUUUAAUGUUUUUAUUUGGGGGGGAAAAAAAGUGCACUAUUCUUAGUGUAUUAAAAACUAAUUGAACAUUUUUUAAGUCUGGACUGCAUUUUUAUUUCAA